AUUUCCCUUGUUCUGGUUUUAUGUGAGGAACUGAAUAUUUAAAAAAAAACAGUUUUGUGAAAAUGAAAGUGCUCAUUAAGAUAUCGUAAGGACAACAUAGAUCUCUCAAACUACGACAGGCGAGUGGGAAAACCAAUGAUAAAUUCCAUCAAAAUGACCAUAAAUUAUGAGCAAAAUUGAACUUAGUGAAAGUGAUGACCCUGUGCGGGUCAAGGUCGUUGUUAUUGGUGAUAUGUGCGUGGGAAAAACGGCCAUCUCUCAUCGAUUUACCAAGAAUGCCUUCGAAGAGAAAAUAGCUCACACGGUUGGAGCUAGCUAUUACAUCAGAUCUAUGGAAAUAGAAGACAGGACAGUACUUUUCCAAAUCUGGGACACAGCGGGUCAAGAACGAUUCAGGAGCCUCGUUCCCAUGUAUCUCCGUGACGCCGAUAUAGCUCUGUUGGUGUUCGAUAUUACGUCACAGGAGUCCUUUCACAGUUUGGAACUAUGGAGAACUGAACUCAUGACCAGCGCACCUUCGCAUGUGAUCGUAGCUGUAGUGGGCAACAAAUCUGAUCUGGGCAGCAAAAGAAAAAUAGAGGCGACGUUACAAAUUGGAAAAUUUAAUAUUUAGUUGAUGAAGAGAUUUUUCUUACUCCAGGCCGGCCGUGCAUAUGCAGUGAAACACAGAAUGCGCUACACGGAAACAUCAGCUAAACUUGGAACCAACGUUGAGGAACUUUUCUAUGACUUAGUUGUCAUCAUUGGCGACAGUGGAGUCGGAAAAACUUCCGUAGCUCAGAGAUUCGUUGAUGAUACGUUUUAUGAUUAUACACCUUCUUCAGUGGGAGCAAGCUACUUCGUGAAAUACCUGGAAAUUGAGGACAGGAAGGUCUACUUUCAAAUAUGGGAUACCGCCGGUCAGGAAAAUUUCAGGUCUCUCGUUCCCAUGUAUCUUAGAAACGCAAAAAUCGCACUCCUAGUGUACGAUAUUACAUCAACGAUUUCGUUCCUGAAUUUAGAAGUGUGGCGCUCAGACCUUCUACUAGCAGAACCAGGAGUUACAGUAGCAGUUAUUGGUAAUAAGUCAGAUCUCAGAGACGACAGACAAGUUGAAGUCAGGAAAGGCCAGGAUUAUGCUAACAAACAUGGCAUGCUGUUCACUGAGACAUCUGCUAAAAGGGGGACAAAUGUUGAAGAAAUAUUUUUUGAAUUAGGAUCUCAGAUUUUGCAGCAGAAGAUAAAAGAACAAAAUGUUGAAACCGUCCAACUUGGAUCAAGUGGUGUCAGAGGGAGAAAACUGAUGGACUGUUGUACUUAGCAAAAACCCCAAAAUGACUUCAUUUAUUGUAUGCAACCUUGGGAGAGGAGGUAUAUGGAACAGAAAUGACUUUAAAAAGAAUUGGGGUUUUAAUUAGAUCACCAAAGUUCAAAAGCAAAAUUCACUUAGCAACAGUUCCAGCAGGAGUUGUUAACAGUUCCAGCAGAAGUAAGGAAGCAAUAUUUGUUAACAGUUCCAGUAAGAGUAAGAAAGCAGUGAUUGUUCAUUUUUUGGCAGAAAACUAAAUGUUCAAACAUGAUAAACAUUU
Saccostrea echinata is the source of this 1568-nucleotide messenger RNA. RefSeq lists its product as uncharacterized. Lineage: Eukaryota; Metazoa; Mollusca; Bivalvia; Ostreida; Ostreidae. The transcript has 10 exons. The record is from RefSeq and is a predicted model, not a curated record. Gene Ontology annotation, molecular function: GTPase activity; GTP binding.